This is a messenger RNA of Opisthocomus hoazin, 2634 nucleotides long. NCBI's taxonomy places the organism in Eukaryota, Metazoa, Chordata, Aves, Opisthocomiformes, Opisthocomidae. The record is from RefSeq and is a predicted model, not a curated record.
UCUGACUGGUGGAAUGAACUCCUCACGGUGGUGGACACUACCUUGGCAAUACUCCAUGGAGCAGGUCUCCCCCUUAUGAUGAUCGUCUUUGGUGACACAACAGAUAGCUUUAUUACUUCAGAAAGCAUUACUUAUCCAGUGAACUUUUCUAUAGAAGGUUUUUCUUGUGCUCUGAUGGGAAUGUUGCCAGAAGAAAUGAUCAGAUAUGCAUAUCAUUGUUCUGGAAUAGGAGCUGGCAUUCUUUUUGCUGCCUACUUUCAAGUUUCAUUUUGGACACUGGUUGCUGGCUGGCAAAUAAAAAGAAUCAUCCAAGAGUUUUUUCAUGCUGUAAUGAGACAGGAGAUUGGAUGGUUAGAUGUAAAUGAAGCAGGCAAACUCAACACCAGACUUGUGGAUGAUAACUCCAAGAUUAAUGAAGGAAUAGGGGGGGAAAUGGCUAUGUUCUUUCAGGUAGUGGCUACAUUUUUCACUGCAUUUAUAGUUGGUUUUACAAAAGGGUGGGAAUUAACACUUGUGAUCCUAGGACUUAGUCCUGUUCUGAGAUUCUCUUCAGCUCUCUGGGCAAAGAUAAAUUCUGCAUUCCCCAACAAAGAGCUAACUGCAUAUGCAAGAGCAGGAGAUGUUGCAGCAGAAGUUCUGGCAGUAAUUUGAACUGUGGUGAAACUUGGAGGACAGCAAAAAGAAAUCGAAAGCUGCCACUGCUCCCCGGCUCAGGCGGCUAAAAGAAGCCCUUUGGGUACCUACACCUGGAUUCCCAGUUCUCUUUUGGUCUUUUUUUCUGUAUCCCUUGGAGCUUUUGGUGUUGGACAGACUGCACCAAGUUUGGAGGCAUUUGCCAAUGCAAGAGCAACUGCCUGUGCAAUCUUUAGUAUUAUAGACAUUGAACCUCAAAUAGACAGUGCGUCCAGUGCUGGCUAUAAACCGAACUGCGUUAAGGGGAAUUUGGAAUUCCAAAAUGUUUACUUGAAUUAUUCUACUAGGCCAGAUAUUAAGAAGUUUGAAACUGUGGUUGGAGAAAGAGGGGCACAGCUGAGUGGAGGCCAGAAGCAAAGAAUAGCAAUUGCCCGAGCUCUGGUUCGCAAUCCUAAAAUUCUUCUGCUUGAUGAGGCAACAUCAGCUUUGGACACUGAUUUCAGCAAGAUUUGCAAUGCUGAUCUUACAGCUGCCCUUGAAAAUGGUGUCAUCACAGAACAAGGGACUCAUAAUGAAUUAAUAGAACAGAACAGAAUUUACUAUAAGCUUGUUAAUAUGCAGGUUUUCACAUUUGGCAAAACUGGAGAAACCCUUACAAUGAGGCUUCAAUCCAUGGCAUUUAGAGCAAUUCUGAGACAGAUAAAAGAGAUCAGCUGGUUUGAUGAUCCUAAACACAGCACUGGAGCAUUAAUUACAAGACUUGCUAAUGAUGCCUCACAAGUGAAAGGAGCUACAGGUUCCAGACUGGCACUAAUUGCCCAAAACAUAGCUAAUCUUGGGACUGGGAUUGUUUUCUCAUCGGUCCAUGGCUGGCAGCUGACCCUUCUGCGUUUAGCCUUUGGGCCAAUUAUUGCUCUAUCAGGAAUGAUUCAAAUGAAGAUGCUUGCUGGACAUGCAAGAAAAGAAAAGGAGGACCUGGGAAUGGCAGGAAAGAUUACUUCAGAAACAGUAGAAAAUACUCAAACCGUUGUUAUUUUGUCUCAGGAAAGCAAAUUUGAACUUAUGUACACAAAAAGUUUGCAGGCAUCAUAUAGAAAUUCUGUAAAGAAGGCAGAUAUCUUUGGAUUUACUUUUGCCUUUACACAGGCUAUCACAUACUUUACCUACACUGGGUGGCUUAGGUUUGGUGCCUAUCUAGUGAGAAACAAACAUACGUGGUUUAAAUAUGUGCUUUUAGUUUUUUCAGCUGUUGUAUUUACUGCAGUGGCAUUAGGACAAAGCACUCCUUUCACUCCAGACUCUGCCAAAUCCAAAAUGUCAGCUGCCCACUUGUUCAUGCUGUGAAGAGUACCUGCCAUCGAUAGCUACAACAAGGAAGGAGAGAACCCCAUAAGUAAGCACAGUAAAAUAUUUGGUGGAAAAGUAACAUUCAACAAUGUGGCAUUUAACUACCCAACCCAUCCAGAGACCAAAGUGCUCCGAAGUUUGAACAAGAAUGUAGAAAAAGGGCAAACUCUGGCUCUUGUUGGUAGCAGUGGCUGUGGAAAGAGUAUUGUGGAGCUGCUUGAGAGAUUUUAUAAUCCACUCAGUGGAGAAAUUCUCCUGGAUGGCCAAAAUGCAGAGACAGCAAACAUCCAGUGGCUGAGAGCUCAGACUGGUAUCAUCUCACAAGAAUCAGUGCUGUUUGACUGCACCAUUGCUGAAAGCAUCGCAUGUGGGGCUAACAGCUGGAAGGCACUGCAUGAGAUCACCAGUGCAGCAAAAGCAGCCGAUAUUCGGUCCUUUGUUGAAUCACUACCAAAGAAAUAGAGCACACAUGUGGGAGGCAAAGGAACCCAGCUCCCUGAAGGCACUGCUAUUGCCCAAGCUCUGGUACAGCAGCCCGGAAUCCUCCUGUUAGGUGAAGCUGCCUCUGCCCUGGAUACAGAAAGGGAAAAGCUACCUUGGCUUUGCAAACGGGAAUGGGGGUUUGCAAGUUGGCUGGUUGUGCCAUGGCUGUGA